CUUUCCAGCACUAGCAUGGCCAUAGAGCUACAUAAUUGUUUAAUAAACAAUUAAUCACUUAAUAUAAACAAAAACCAGUGCAAAUAGUGAGUGCAGUGUAAAGCGGCAGUCGCCGUUGCCAAUCAGUGGAAAGAGAGUUACCUCACAGCAGCAAAAAAACACACAAUAACAACAACAACAGCACAGCAGAGCUGAGCCACCAACAAAAACAAUCAUAAUAACAGCAACAACAACAACAUCAGAAGCACCACCAACAACACGUAAAACCAACCACAACGCAAAGGAGAUUGAGAUUCGCAACGCAAUCAAAAAAAAAAAAAGACAACAGAAAACAACGGCUAAGAAAAUAUACAAGGCGAAACGCAUAAGUAAAUAAUAGAAAAACGAGUAAUAAUAACAGUAAUAAAGCGAGGAGCAAGUGGAAAAGUACGAAGGCGAAAAAGAGAAAACAUAUGUACGUUGCGUGAGAGUGACGUGUGUGUGUUUGUGUGUUGCCCCCAGUGUGUGUGUGUGCUUGCGUGCGUGAGCGAGAGGGGGCGAGGAGCAUAAGCGGAGACCUUGAAAACUUUAAAAGCAGCAAAAACAAAAAAACACACAUCAAAAAUAUUUUUAAUAAAAUAUUAAGCGACGAAGAGGAGUGAUAAAAGCAAACGGAGCACAAGCGCGGGGGGAGUAACCUCUGUUAUGGAGAGUGACGACUUCCAUUUACCGCAAGGCGCCAAUUGAUUUCCACAAAGUGAACGAGAGCGAGUUGCUGGCGAGGAUUACGCCAAGCGCCAGCCAGCCCCGAGCAAUGGCAGCAACCGAGACGGCCCCCGUGGACGUGGUGGGGGGCUCCGGUACGGGCUCCUCCUCAGCGGAGGCGGCCAACGGCCGGGAAGCCCGCAAUUUGGCCGAGAAGCAGCGACGCGACAAGCUGAAUGCCAGCAUCCAGGAGCUGGCCACCAUGGUGCCGCAUGCGGCGGAAUCUUCACGGCGCCUGGACAAGACCGCCGUCCUUCGGUUCGCCACGCACGGCCUGCGCUUGCAGUAUGUCUUUGGCAAGUCCGCAUCCCGACGGCGACGGAAACUUGGCCUCAAGGGUUGCUCCUCCGCCUCUGCAUCCGCCACGGAGCUGCCCACUAUCCAGAAUCCCAGCCUGCAUCUCACGGACACGCUGCUGCAGCUGCUGGACAGCUGCUUCAUCACACUCACCUGCAGCGGUCAGAUCGUGCUGGUCUCCUCGAGCGUCGAGCAGCUGCUGGGACACUGUCAGUCCGAUUUGUAUGGCCAGAAUCUGCUGCAGAUCACCCAUCCCGACGACCAGGGCCUGUUGCGGAAGCAGCUGAUACCUAGAGAUAUCGAGACGUUGUUCUACCAGCAGCAGCAACAACAACAACACCAGCAGCAUCACCAGCAACAGCACACCACCCAGCAGCACUCCACUUCCACUUCGGCCUCUGCCUCGGGUAGUGAUCUAGAGGAGGAGGACAUGGAGCGGGAAGAAGAACACCAGCAGCAGCGGCAGCAGCAGGAGGAUGAUGAUGAUGAGGAUAGGUUAGGUGAGGAUCCCUACAAUCGUCGCACGCCCAGUCCGCGCAGCAUAGCCCAUCUGGCGGCCAUCGAUGAACGCUUGCGUUCCGACCGCCGCUGCUUCACCGUGCGCCUGGCCCGUGCAUCUACCCGAGCGGAGGCUACACGCCACUACGAGCUGGUGAAGAUCGAUGGUUGCUUUCGACGCAGCGACUCCUCGCUAACCGGCGGCGCAGCUGCCAACUAUCCCAUUGUUUCCCAGUUAAUCAGAAGGUCAAGGAACAAUAAUAUGCUGGCUGCCGCUGCUGCUGCGGCGGCGGCGGCUGAAGCGGCGACAGUUCCGCCGCCGCAGCAUGAUGCCAUCGCGCAGGCGGCAUUGCAUGGAAUUAGCGGCAAUGAUAUCGUUCUGGUGGCCAUGGCUCGGGUUCUACGCGAGGAACGUGGAGGAUCCGUGGAGGAGGCGGCAGAGGUGAAUGGGAUGACAUUCUACCGGCAGCCAGAGCCCUAUCAAUUGGAGUACAAGACAAGGCAUCUAAUCGAUGGCAGCAUCAUUGACUGUGAUCAGCGAAUUGGCCUGGUGGCCGGCUACAUGAAGGAUGAGGUGCGCAAUCUGAGUCCCUUCUGCUUUAUGCACUUGGACGACGUUCGCUGGGUUAUCGUGGCCCUGCGCCAAAUGUAUGACUGCAAUAGCGACUAUGGCGAGAGCUGCUACCGGCUGUUGUCCCGAAAUGGUCGCUUCAUCUACCUGCACACCAAGGGUUUCCUCGAAAUUGAUCCGGGCAGCACUAAAGUGCACUCCUUUUUCUGCGUCAACACGCUGCUGGACGAUGAGGCUGGCCGACGAAAGGUUCUCGAGAUGAAGGAGAAAUUCUCGACAAUUAUCAAAGCAGAGAUGCCCACACAGAGCAGCAGUCCCGAUUUGCCCGCCUCCCAGGCGCCGCAGCAGCUGGAAAGGAUUGUCCUCUACUUGAUUGAGAACCUGCAAAAGAGCGUCGAAUCAUCAUCGGGUGAGGCAGCGGGCGUUCAGUCUUUGGAUACGCUAAUGGAUGAUGGCUAUAGUUCACCGGCCAAUACAUUGAUCCUUGAGGAGCUGGCACCCUCGCCGACGCCCGCCUUGGCCCUGGUGCCGCCGGCCCCGUCGUCGGUAAAGAACUCCAUUUCCAAGUCGGUGAGUGUGGUAAAUGUGACAGCCGCCAGAAAGUUUCAACAAGAGCAGCAGAAUCAGCGUGAUCGGGAAAGGGAACGAGAGCAGCAGCAACAGCGUGGCGCCUCGCAAAGCGUAAUCCGGCAAUUGAGCAGUUGCCUCAGCGAGGCAGAAACGGCUUCCUGCAUAUUGUCACCGGCCAGCAGCCUAAGUGCCGGCGAGGCGCCGGAUACCCCUGAUCCGAAUAGCAAUACGCCACCACCAGCGUCGCAGCCAGUGAUCCAUACGCGUCCCAGUGUCCUGCAUCGAUCCUUGACCAGCACGCUGCGAUGACGUGCCGAUGGAACUUGGUAUGCCUUCUAAAAUGGGUGUGGAACUAUGGCAACGCAAAUCAACAGCACAAGAGUGAUCGGUGUGGUAUAAUGAAGAUAGCUCGGAAAUUUAAACAAAGUGAAAAUGUAUCACUUGAAGAGCAGAAGCUAUGUUUAACUUUAGCUUAAAGUCCAGGCUUAUAGCAUCGUUACUAGAAAAUAUCCUAGAUUUUAGUGAUUUAUUUUCACCAAGAACUUCUUUCUGUUUUAACCAAUAAUUGAUUUUAAUCUAGAACACCUUUCAUUAGCAACUAUGUUUGUAUUUUACCAACAACUACUUAAACUACUUUGCAAUUGAUUUUGUAGUAUCGAAUCGGAAAUCAAUCAACAACUAAAUCUUUACUGAUUUUACCAAUAACUAAAUUUAACUACAACUUAUUUUUGUUUGUGCCAAAGUGACAAAGUAGCAUUUAUUUGUAGAUGAUUAUGACAGUAAUAAUUAUGCGAUCACGAUCAUUUCAA
Molecule: messenger RNA, 3489 nt
Organism: Drosophila serrata
Lineage: Eukaryota; Metazoa; Arthropoda; Insecta; Diptera; Drosophilidae
Gene: Met
Product: Methoprene-tolerant
Molecular function (GO): protein dimerization activity
Source: RefSeq, a predicted model, not a curated record